Messenger RNA from Prunus persica (peach), 1404 nucleotides. Its product is annotated as probable polygalacturonase At3g15720. Gene Ontology annotation, biological process: carbohydrate metabolic process. Lineage: Eukaryota; Viridiplantae; Streptophyta; Magnoliopsida; Rosales; Rosaceae. The coding region runs from base 1 to 1404 and encodes 467 amino acids. The record is from RefSeq and is a predicted model, not a curated record. Gene Ontology annotation, molecular function: polygalacturonase activity. The transcript is spliced from 9 exons.
AUGAAGGUCCCGCUUACCGCCACCGUUUUGGUCCUAACUAUUUGGCUAAUUGCUUCACCUAAUAGUUCAUGUAGUGCUAGAAGAGUCGUGCCAGAUGAUUUCGAUUUGUUUGAUUAUGGUGCUGUUCAUCACAACACCCCAACUGAUGAUGAGGGUUUUUCUCAAGAGGCCUUCCGAGAAGGAUGGGAGACUGAAUCAACAACAAGAGGCUCAUUCAAUCGUGGGAAUGCCCAAAGUGAAGAAUAUGAUCCACAAGCCUUCCUGGAAGCAUGGGAAGCAAAAACAAAUACUUUCAAUGUGGUAGAUUACGGUGCUGUUGGGAAUGGCCUGGUAGAUGAUACAAAGGCCUUCCUCAAGGCAUGGGGAGCUAUGUGUGCUUCAUCAACUCAAGGCACCCUUACCCUGGUGGUACCAAAGGGCAAAAGAUUCUUGUUAAAUGCUGUGGCGUUUGAAGGGCCUUGCAGGGCUGGUAAAGUAAAUUUUCAGAUACAAGGGAGUAUUGUUGCACCGAAUAACAUUGGUGCGUGGACAAACAAGGAGAUGUGGAUUCAUUUUUCGGAUGUACAAGGUCUAACGGUCAAUGGAGGAGGUCGAAUUGACGGAAACGGCGCCGUUUGGUGGAAAGCUUGCGGUAGCAAGGGCUGUCAAAGACCAACUGCUCUCCAUUUCAACAAAUGUCAUGGCUUCCAAUUGAGUCGUCUGGCAAUUUUUAAUAGCCCUAAAAAUCAUAUAAGCAUUUGUAGCUGCAAUGGCCCCCGAGUUUAUGGUCUCUUAAUUUGGGCUCCUAAAGACAGUCCAAACACAGAUGGAAUUGAUAUUUCCCGAUCAACCCGAGUCACCAUUCAAUCUUCUCAUAUAGCAACUGGUGAUGAUUGUAUUGCCAUCAAUAGCGGUUCAUCUUAUAUCAAGAUUAGGGAUAUUAGAUGCGGACCAGGCCAUGGUAUUAGUAUUGGAAGUCUAGGUGAACAUGGAGAAUACAGUCAAGUGGAAGAGGUGCAAGUGAGCAAUUGCAGCUUCAAGGGGACAACAAAUGGAGUGAGAAUCAAGACAUGGGAAGGCGGAUCGGGAUAUGCUAGGAAGAUCACUUUCGAGGGGAUCACAUUUGAAGACACCAAAAAUCCUAUCAUAAUAGACCAGCACUAUUUCGAUAAACGACCUACUUCAGCAAUGGACAUAAGCAAGUCGGUACAAGUUAGCGACGUGACAUACCGAAACAUAAAAGGAACUUGCACUGAUGAGAAAGCCAUAACUUUGGCCUGCGCAGGGGGCGGAUGCACAAACAUUGUGAUGAACAACGUGAGCAUAAAAUCGGAUCUUCCAAACAAGAGGUCUUAUGCUUACUGCGACAAUGCCCAUGGCACCUCUUCCUUCUCUUUGCCUUCUGUCCCAUGCCUUUCGCAUUGA